CUGGCUGUCGGUGAGGACGUGGCGUGGCGGAAACCCCGGAGACCGGAGCAUAAAGAGAAGCUCCUCGCGCAAACUCACUGGCUCUACGGCGGCUCCGAUCUUCCACGUGUACCCUGUCAUUGACCAAAACACACCGAUCUCCGUGGCAGCCUGGGAGCGCGCGUGCGGCCGCUGUUGCGCAGUGCAGACCGGGAGGCGGUGCGGGGCAGAGGUGUGCUGGAGAUAUGAACCUGUAAACGGAAAGCUGCUCGAAUUAGGGUUUUUUUACGGUACACACAUCAACUAUGCAGACAGGGAUGUUCAUGGAGUCUCACCUGGGCAGCUCGGUCCAAUGUGUCCUGUUCCUGCUCAUACACUUGUGCCUGGCUGCACCAGGUGUACCUGGGACGCAAAGGGAGGAAUCACUAGAUGCCCAUCCCCCUUCACUAACGCUAGCCAAUCCCUUUGGCUCUGGAGAGGAGAAUCGCAAGUUGCUGCAAAGCUACAUUCAAUCCAGUCUGAAGGAGGACCAAGGAGCACCAGAAAUCAGUACCUGGGAGCAAGAGGUGUUCUUCCUGUUUCGUCUUUUUGACUACGAUCGCAGUGGACUCCUGGAUGGCUUGGAGAUGAUGAAGCUAGUUUCAGACUAUAACUCCCAUCAUACACCUGGAGCACAGGCCAGUGAGCUGGUGGUGUCUAUGGUAGAUUUCUUACUCCAGACUCAGGAUUUAAACCAGGACGGCCUGUUGGCCCCAUCCGAGUUGCUGUCUCCUUCAUUACCUCACACACAGGACUCCAGCAACAACAACGCACCUCACCAGGAGCAGGAUGUGGCAGUGGAGAAGAAGCUGUCAAACCCCAGUACUGAUGAGGAGCAGGCAGGAGCAGCAGAGCAGAGAGAGGAGGCUCCGGAGGAGUUGCAGCCUCAAGAUGAAGAGCAACCUCAACAUGAAGUAAAGGCAGCAGAUGAAGAACUCAUUAAGCCAGUAGACGAACAGCAUGGACAAGAAAUCCCAGAAGCCCCAGCAGCAGAACAGGGGCAGCACCACAAUGCCCCUGUUCAUGUGGGGCAACCAGAGAUAUGAAUGCAUCUGCAUAUACUGGUUCAGUCCACACUAUAAUUCUGUGCUCUCGAGUCAAGCCACUAGAAGAGAUUGAGAUUCUACCAUCCGUUUCAGUUGACAGUUAGACAUUGAUAAAUUAUUGACAAAUAAAAAGAUGAAUCAGUA
Micropterus dolomieu (smallmouth bass) is the source of this 1208-nucleotide messenger RNA. RefSeq names its product cell growth regulator with EF-hand domain 1 (gene cgref1). Lineage: Eukaryota; Metazoa; Chordata; Actinopteri; Centrarchiformes; Centrarchidae. The coding region runs from base 285 to 1064 and encodes 259 amino acids. The record is from RefSeq and is a predicted model, not a curated record. Gene Ontology annotation, molecular function: calcium ion binding. The transcript has 7 exons.